This is a messenger RNA of Gryllus bimaculatus (two-spotted cricket), 281 nucleotides long. NCBI's taxonomy places the organism in Eukaryota, Metazoa, Arthropoda, Insecta, Orthoptera, Gryllidae. The record is from the annotation of a GenBank genome assembly.
CCGCGCCCGCCGCCGCCGCCCAGGCGCCGCCCGCGGCGGCCGCGCAGGCGCCCGGGAUCCUCGCCCCGGAGUACAAAGAGAUCAUCGCCAACAUCAUGGACUUCAAGGUGGACGUCAAGCUGGAGGUGCAGCGCCUGCAUCAGAAGGUGGGCCGCAUGGAGGAGCUGCUGGCCGAGGUACUGUCCCGGCUGGCGCCGCCCAGCACGGCGUCCACCUCCUCCGCCACGUCGCAGUCGCCGCCUCAGGACGACCCGAGCGGCGACCCCACCAACCCUCCGCCC